AUGUCUGGCGAAAAGGGUAUUUCCGCUUUCCCCGACGGGGAAGAUAUGACAAGAUGGCUUGCAACCAUUCUGGGCCCAGAAAAAACGGUGUACGAAGGCGAAACAUACAAAUUGUCAUUGGAGUUCGGCUCUAGCUACCCCUACAAACCACCGACUGUACGCUUCGUGUCUCCAUGUUUUCAUCCCAACGUGGACACUCGCGGUAAUAUUUGCCUGGAUAUUUUAAAGGAGGAGUGGUCUGCGCUGUUUACUGUCAAAAGUAUUCUCCUGUCCAUCCGCAGCCUCUUGGCAGAACCAAACAAUAAGAGUCCACUGAAUGGUCAGGCAGCCCAACUCUGGUCAGAUCCGGAGGCGUUUCGUGCGGCGCUUGUACGUUUCCAGUCAUCGGCCAUGCCUGCAGCGGAUGCAGCAGGCGAAUAG
Messenger RNA from Dibothriocephalus latus, 420 nucleotides. Lineage: Eukaryota; Metazoa; Platyhelminthes; Cestoda; Diphyllobothriidea; Diphyllobothriidae. The record is from the annotation of a GenBank genome assembly.